GUACUUUAAAAAAAUCACGCGAGCUUCUUCAAUAGGGUAAUACAUUAAAGACGACAAGGGUAACACUAGAAAACGAUAGCAAGACAAAAAACAAAACGCCAAAACGCCAAAAGUUCUCUUCGUCCGAAAUGAGUUUAGCGGACGACUUAGCCUGGUCGAUGGUCGAGGAGGCCGUUAUGCGGGACCGCGGGUUUGACGAGGAGAAGGCCUUGGCGAAUAUUGUCCGUUCCUACCUCGUGCGGCGAGGGAUGGCCCGCACACUCGAGGCCUUUGAUGCCGAUCUUUUAGACUACGCGUGCGAUAAUCACACCUCGCCCGAUGUAGAGGAAGGCCCAUUUAAGGUUCCUCGAACGGAUUCAGAAGUCGUAAAGCUGCCUAGUAUUUUGACGGACGUCCAGAAACGAAAAAAUGCGCAAAUUCUUUGCUUAAAGGAGCACUACGCGAAAGCAGCGGCAAUCUUGCCUGCACGAUCGGUUGUUCGUAUAAAAUUGCUUUGUAUGGAGUCGCUUAAAAUUGAAAAUGAUCAACUGGCGAUGACGUACGUCGCGACAAAAGUCGCGCCUUUGGUUCCUCAAUGCGUGGACUCGCAAACCGCGCAUGGUAUUUAUUUAGACAGUGUUUCCUACCUUCUUAACAGAAACGGCUCCACAAAAAUAAUGGACAAAGCCUUGUAUACUCCCCAUGAGUUAGCCCGAGAGGUGAAUGAGGAUUUAUUGCAUUCAACAGGGCCAAGCUCUCUAAAUGUUCUUUUAUCCUGGGCAGAUUGGCAACAAAAGAAUGCUUUUCCUUUGUAAUCUAUUAUUUUCAUCUUACGGGGUUCCUUGCAAGAUAAUAUAGAUAUAUUUAUAUGUCACUCCCAUGAUCUUUCACUGUCAUUGCUUAAACUUCACUAAACGCGAUUCCUUUAUGUUUUUGAUUUGGUCAUCCAAGUUUUGACACUAGUCUCUAUUAUUUCAUACAGAGUUGACAAACUCGGUGAACCAAUCAGAAGCCGAUGUUAAUAUUCUUUUCUAUUUUUUUUUCUUUAAUAAUAGAAUAUAGAUAGUUUGAAAUGAUCCAAUAGUCUUUUUUGGCCUUUGUUUUAUACUUUAUGGUGCUGUUUAUGCCAACAAUAUCCGGGUGCAUGGUGCUCUGUGAUUGAACCAGCCUUAGACAAGGCAGAUGCAUGUUGCCGGGUUUAGGAAUAGACCAGCGGUGAAAUUAAAGUCCUUUUGCCAGUAUAUAAUAUUCAUUCUUUUUAAUGAUCGGUCUCGAUACACAUUAUAUUAUUUAAAAAUAUUCAAGGACCACAAAUAACGAAAUUCUUAGAAAGGUUUAUUAUUAUUAGAAUUUACAAAUUUUCUAUAGUAUUUUGUAAUAGUAUUUUUAUAAUGAACAUUCUUCAAAAGCUGGGUAUUAUUGAUUUUAUAAUAAGGAACCACAUACAAAAGUUGGUCUGAUAUUUUUUAACAAACUAUCGUUUGUUUUUUUGCGUUGAUCACGACGAUUGGAUAUAGCUACAUGAUUUUACUUGACAAUUUAUCUCCCCUAAAAGGAAAGGCUUUGGCAUCCUGAUAUCUUAGCGAACCUUUUCUAUUUUGUGCUUCCCCCUUAGGUAGGUUGUCGAAUUAUGUUGAGGCAUGCAGAUAUGUAUGGGUUCGGGUAUUUUUAAGGGUAUUAUUUCGCAGAGUGCUUUUGUUAUAUUCUAUGGUUAACAGCACUCUUAUAGUCUUACCCUAGAUGUGAAUAAUAUACGGGAAUAAUGCUUUGAUCGGCUCUAUGCGCACUCACACAUGAGGAAGAUCUUAAAA
Molecule: messenger RNA, 1790 nt
Organism: Phytomonas sp. Hart1
Lineage: Eukaryota; Euglenozoa; Kinetoplastea; Trypanosomatida; Trypanosomatidae
Source: the annotation of a GenBank genome assembly